Pararge aegeria (speckled wood butterfly) is the source of this 978-nucleotide messenger RNA. RefSeq names its product endocuticle structural glycoprotein ABD-4-like (gene CPR33). The coding region runs from base 51 to 491 and encodes 146 amino acids. Gene Ontology annotation, cellular component: chitin-based extracellular matrix. Lineage: Eukaryota; Metazoa; Arthropoda; Insecta; Lepidoptera; Nymphalidae. Gene Ontology annotation, molecular function: structural constituent of chitin-based larval cuticle. The transcript is spliced from 4 exons. The record is from RefSeq and is a predicted model, not a curated record.
GUUGCUUCUUAGUGCAUCAGGACCUGGCACCAAUUGUUGCCAAGUAAAUCAUGAUCUCCAUAAUAUUUGUAAGUUUGGUGGCCACCGCUUUCAUUGAACUCGCAACUGCGCAGGCGCAAAGACCGAUCGACCCAAUACCUAUAAUUAAAUAUGAAUCAGAUGGGCCUAAUCCUGACGGAUCGUACAAAUGGCUAUAUCAAUCGGGAAAUGAGAUUAAUGCAGAAGAAUCCGGGUACGUAAAGAACUUCGGCAAGGGGGAAGGGCAAGAAGUUCAAGUCGCUGAGGGCAAGUUUAGCUACAAGGCUCCAGAUGGUUCACCCAUCUCACUUCAAUAUAUAGCUGAUGAGAAUGGAUUCCAGCCACAAGGUGCUCAUCUGCCGACUCCACCGCCAAUUCCUCCUGCAAUCCAAAGAGCGUUAGACUAUUUGAAGACGCUCCCUCCCACUGCUGCUUCUGCGCCUAGUGGGCCCCGCCAACGCGCAUUUUUCUAACCAAUUCAUCGCUAAUUUAUAGAAAAAUCGAGUCUAAGUGUAUUAUAGAGAUGGUAUUUCAGAUAACCUAUUACAAUAACUUGGCCUUGACAAUAAUCGAGAUAGGUACAUGCACACAAAACCAAAUAUGGAUGUCAGUUCAAAGUAAUGCUAUUAUCGAUCUAGUUAGGCGAAUGUUUUUUGCAAUAAUAAAGUUCAUCGCAUGAUAUCAUCAUUAUAAUAUAAUAUUAUUUUCAUCACACUAGAAUAUUUAACGUCGGCAUAAGUAUCAUGAAUUGAAGAGUGUGUGUUUACGAAAUUAUACGUGACGCUACCUUGAGCACCUUUCCUAAAGUAUUGAAUUCAAAAAGUAUAUCGUAUUUUUUGUGCCGUGAUAAUCAACGGUGAAAAUAUAAAAAAAUAACGUAUACUUCAUAAUCCAACAACAGAUUCUAUGUUUUACACGGAAUAACUGAAACAACAGCUGAAAAUCAUUGCAUCCAUAAUA